AUGUUACGUCAACGAUUAUUUUUUCUCUAUUUAUUUAUCUUAUUUACUGGCAUUUUUGCUUGGAAAUAUGAUUCUCAUAUUCAAAAUGGUGACACUGAACAUGAUGAUAAAAACAAAUUUCGGUUCGAAAAUCCAAGUCAACCAUCAUUCGAUAAUAAUAAAUAUGAAACCAAACUUUUCCCUAGCAAGACAGUUAAUAAUGAUGGUUAUCAACAACCAAAUGCUGACCAAUUUCUACCACAACGAUCAAUUGAUUCAUAUCGCCAAUCAUCAUCGACACCACUUGCUAGUAGUAGUGAAUGUAAAUAUGAUUUGAAAAAAUAUUGCAAUAAAGGAAGUCAAAAAUUAAUUUCGAAUUUAAAAGUAUUACAAUGUGUUGAUGAUCUUGAUAAGGCUGCGAAUUUAAUUAGCAAAGAAUGUCAACAUCUUAUCUAUAACUUUAAAUAUAAUAUGACACAUUAUCCACUUUUUGAUGAGGCAGUUAUAAAAUAUUGUUCAAACGAUAUAACAUUAUCUCAUGAAUGUGAAUCAUUUGCUGGUGUACAUGGUUCUGGUCGUCUUGUAAUAUGUUUAUAUGACCAUUUACCUAAUAUAACUGAUCCAACUUGUCGUUAUUUUAUUAAUCAAGUGCAAGUUGUUGCUUUCAAUGAUUGGCGUUUAACAGAAUAUUUUGUUGAGGCAUGUAAACCUGAUAUUGGAAUAUUCGAAUGUGGUCGAUUAGAUGAUGAUAAUCAAGCUAUACUACAUGAACCAGGAGCUGUUAUUUCAUGUUUAUCACAAAAACAUAAUCUGCUAGCUCCACAAUGCCGUAAAGAAAUUUUUCGUUUAGCUGAAAUGCAAUCGGAUGAUUAUCAUCUUGAUCGCGCUUUGUAUUUUGCAUGUCGUGAUGAACGAGAACAUUUAUGUGGUUACGUUGCAAGUGGUAAUGGUCGAGUUUAUCGUUGUCUUUAUGAGCAAACAUCUAAUUACAUGAUGUCGCCAGCUUGUCGUAAAGAAGUUCGUCGACGACAAUCAUUAGUAGUUGCAAAUGUAAAGACGGAUGCACCAUUAAUUCGAGCAUGUAGUAAUGAAAUACAUGAAUAUAAUAAAUGUUCUGUUGAUCCUGAUGAAGAUGAUCAAAAAUCAUCAUUAGUUAAAUUACUUUUAUGUCUUGAAGAAAUAUUAAAACUAGGUAAUAAUGUUCAAGAUGAAUGUCAACGUGAAAUGCUUGUUCAUCGUCGUAUGUUAAUGUCUGAUUAUGCUCUUUUACCAGAACUACAAAGUCAAUGUAAUAAUGAAAGGAUACAAUAUUGUCCAUCAUUAUUUCAACAAGGUGCAAGUGGUACAAUAGGUCAACGUGAUGGUCGAAUGAUUCAUUGUUUAUUAGCUGCUGCACGAAAAGAAAAGAAUUUUAGUAAUCGAUGUCUAUCAGUUGUCAAUUCAUUAGUACGUGCAGUUGAUCCCGGUAGCGAUAUACGAGCAGAUCCAUUACUUGAAUCAACAUGUCGACCUGUUAUUGAUAUAUUAUGUCCAAGAGUGAAACCUGGUGAUUCAAAUGUUAUUUUAUGUUUAUUGGAUAAUUUAAAAAAUGCUCGUAUGACAGAAGAUUGUGAAGAUCGUCUUAUGGAAGUAGCUUACCUUUUAGCAAGAGAUUGGAGAUUAACACCAAGAUUAUUACGUACAUGUCAAACAAGUCUUGUAACAUUUUGUCAUCUUCCAAAAGAUUGGUCAAUGAAUCAAGAUAUCAGUGGUGUUCAAGUUGGAAUGUAUUUAGGUUGUUUAUAUCAACAACGACAACAACUUGAUAGAAAAUGUCGAAGUGAAUUAAAACGUAUUAUGCAUAUUCGAACACAAUCUAUUGGUUUAAUGCCUGAAAUUGAAGAUAAUUGUUUAGCAGAUUUGGCAAUAUGUAAAAAUCCAGAAAUUAAAGGAGAAGUAAGAAAAAACUUAAAAUAUAAAGAAUAUAUAGUAAAAUUUCUCUAA
Rotaria sp. Silwood2 is the source of this 1962-nucleotide messenger RNA. The record is from the annotation of a GenBank genome assembly. NCBI's taxonomy places the organism in Eukaryota, Metazoa, Rotifera, Eurotatoria, Philodinida, Philodinidae.